Messenger RNA from Gracilinanus agilis (Agile Gracile Mouse Opossum), 1374 nucleotides. RefSeq names its product solute carrier family 10 member 4 (gene SLC10A4). The record is from RefSeq and is a predicted model, not a curated record. Gene Ontology annotation, biological process: bile acid and bile salt transport. Gene Ontology annotation, cellular component: membrane. Gene Ontology annotation, molecular function: bile acid:sodium symporter activity. Lineage: Eukaryota; Metazoa; Chordata; Mammalia; Didelphimorphia; Didelphidae. Bases 1 to 1374 code for a protein of 457 amino acids. The transcript has 3 exons.
AUGGAUAGCAAAGACAAUGAGACUCUGCUGCUCUCGCCUUCCCCAGAGCUGGAUAACUACACCCAGAGGAUCAACAUCAGCAGCUUCAGCCCAAACCCUGGCCUGAACUUCAGUCCCAGCAUCUUUGCUGACCCCAGCCUCAGCCCCAAUUUUAGCUCCAGCAUUAUCCCUGACCCUAGUCCCAGCCUCAUUCCUACCCCUAGUCUUAUCCCUACUUCCAGCCUCAGUCCCAGUCUCAGCUCCAGCCUGACUCCUAUCCCCUCCACCUGGGAGUCAAAGAUCAGCAAUGGCCCACAAAGUUCUGCUCACAUCCCACAGGGUUGGGGUCCCCAAGACAACCCAUUCUGGGACACUCCUUUGAACCAUGGAUUGAAUGUAUUUGUGGGAGUGGCACUGUGCAUUACCAUGUUGGGUCUGGGCUGCACUGUGGACAUGAAUCACAUAGGGGCUCACAUCCGCAGGCCCAUCGGGGUACUGCUGGCACUCAUCUGCCAGUUUGUCUUCAUGCCCCUGCUGGCCUUUCUUCUGGCCCUCAUCUUCUCUCUGAAUGAAGUAGAGGCUGUGGCAGUAUUAUUAUGUGGCUGCUGUCCUGGUGGAAACCUUUCCAAUCUUAUGUCUCUGCUGGUGAAUGGCGACAUGAACCUCAGUAUUAUCAUGACUAUCUCUUCUACCCUCCUGGCCUUGCUGCUGAUGCCCCUGUGCCUAUGGAUCUAUAGCCGGGCCUGGAUCAAUACAACUCUGGUGCAGUUAUUACCACUGGGAGCAGUGACCUUGACCCUCUGCAGCACCCUGAUUCCUAUUGGUAUAGGUGUUUUCAUUCGCUACAAAUAUACCAGAGUUGCUGACUAUGUCCUUAAGGUUUCCCUAUGGUCUCUGUUAGUGACUCUGGUGGUUCUUUUCAUUAUGACUGGCACUAUGUUAGGACCUGAACUGUUGGCAAGUAUCCCCGCAACUGUUUAUGUUGUAGCAAUUUUUAUGCCUUUGGCUGGAUAUGCAUCAGGAUAUGGUUUAGCUACCUUAUUCCAUCUUCCAUCCAACUGCAAGAGGACUGUCUCUCUGGAAACAGGUAGUCAGAAUGUACAACUCUGCACUGCUAUUCUAAAACUAACCUUUCCUCCACAGCCCAUUGGAAAUAUGUACAUGUUUCCGUUGCUUUAUGCCCUUUUCCAGUCUGCAGAAGCAGGGAUUUUUGUAUUAGUAUAUAAGAUGUAUGGAAGGGAAACUGUGCAUAAGCAAGAUUCUUUGGAUGAAGACGAUACAGAUAUUUCUUAUAGGAAAUUGAAGGAAGAAGAAAUGGCAGAUACUUCUUAUGGCUCAGUUAAAGUAGAUGAACGUAAUGCAAUAAUGAUGGAACCCACACAGACCUCACUGUAG